CCCCAGAACCAAUGGCGCUGGCGCUCGGACGCGGGCGGCCGGAGUCCACUCGCCCGAGGCAGCCGGGCGCAGGGGCCAGUGCGCGGCCCGGGGCGGCCGCUGCGCUCGCGUCUCCUCCAGCCCGGGGCGUGAGCAGAGCGCCCGCGCACCUGCGCCGGCCGGGGCAAAGCGCGCGCCCCGGGGCGCCACGCCGAGGGGAACCGGGCCGCUCAGGUCGGCGCCGCCGGGCAGCCCCCGCCAGCGCUGCGCCCCGCCAGCAAACGUAGGAGGAAGAAAGGUUUGGGCAAGUCAGAAAUCAUGGCUUCUGAUGCUAGUCAUAUGCUUGAAGCAGCCCUAGAGCAGAUGGAUGACAUCAUUGCAGGUACUAAGGCAGCCACAGAGUAUGCAAAUGGCAUAUAUGAUAUUGUGUCACCUGCUCCAUCAGUAUAUUUGGGCACAUUCCAAAUUUUGCGUCUGCUAGAAGACCUGAAGAUGGCACUAGAAAUGCUAGAGGAUCCUCAAGAGAGAGAAGCAUUACGGAAUCAGGUACCGGAGGAUACAGCAAGAUGUAUACGGGAGUGGCUGGAGGAAAACCUGUCUCAGGUGAAUCAUCAUUCUUCUGCUAACAAUGAAACCUAUCAAGAACGACUGGCACGAUUAGAGGGUGAUAAAGAGUCCCUCAUAUUGCAGGUGAGUGUCCUCACAGAUCAGGUGGAGGCCCAAGGAGAGAAAAUCCGGGACCUAGAGGUCUGUCUUGAGGGGCAUCAGCUGAAACUUAAUGCUACUGAAGAAAUGCUUCAACAGGAGCUGCUAAGUCGAACGUCACUAGAGACUCAGAAACUAGAUCUAAUGGCAGAAGUUUCAGACCUGAAGAUUAAGUUGGUUGGCAUGGAAAAGGAACAGAGUGAAUAUGAAGAGAAGCAGAACAAAGCUGAGUCAGUAGUGAACCUGAUCAGUGAGCUACAGGAACAGAUGUGUAGACUACAGCUGGAAAUUAAUAGUAAAAUCCAGGAAAGAAAGUCUCAAGAUAGGAAACCUGAACUGACAGCUAACGGUCCUCAGGCCAGCACGAGAUCAGUGGUAGAGAGCCUCACCCAGAAGAAUUGCUCCCUGUGUGAUGGUUUGCUUCAGGAACUCAAACAUCUCAAAAUUAAAGUGGAAGAGCUGGAAAAUGAACGAACCCAAUAUGAAUGGAAAUUAAAAGCAACCAAAGCUGAAAUAGCCCAGCUUCAGGAGCAGUUAGCUCUCAAAGAUGCAGAAAUUGAACGUUUACAGAGUCAGCUCUCCAGGACCUUGGUACAUAAUGAAAUUGCAGAAAGAGCGGAACUAUAUAGGAGAAAGCUAAAAGAAAAACAUCAAGAAGUUCAACGACUGAAGAUAGGAAUGGAAUCGUUACUAGCUGCAAAUGAAGAAAAGGACCGUCGAAUAGAGGAGUUAACAGUGUUGCUAAGCCAGUACAGAAGGGUGAAGGAGAUAAUGAUAGCAGCUCAUGGCUCUUCAGAGAAAAUUCUGUCUGGUAGCAGUGAAGAGGAACUUGAGGCAAGUUUGAAGAAGUGGAAUCUCAUGAAUAAGCACCAAGCAGAAUUACUUAAACCCGAGGUACCUCCAGGAGAAUUGUCACUAACUAUGGAGUCUUUACUGCCACAAAAAACUCUAGAAAUCAGUGGAAGCAUUCCAGUUCCUUCAAAUAACCUUAUUUCUCCACAUGAGGAAUCCUUGGAAAACAGAAGUAGGGUUCCACAGAAAAAAAUGUCAAGUAGUCUAGAGGACUUGCAGAGUGAAUCCCUGGAAAAGCAUGUAGACGGGAAACCAGUAGAACCUGUUUUAGAACAAGAGAAUAAACCGUAUGUGAAGAGUAACAAAUAUCAGACCUUGCCAGGGAAGCUUCUUCGACCCACACAUAAUGGAGAUCAUGGAACAUACAAUACUCCCACUUCCCUAAAUGUAUUUGGAAUGAAUGACAAUGAGGACAACAGUGUACUGAGCCUGAAUCGCAUCAGGAGUAUUAGUGCACCAAUAUUAGGAGAGACAGAGAAUAUGGAUGGUACAAUAACUUCAGAUGAACUUUCACCCCUUUCUUCUGGAACAGAAUCGGGUCCACAGUCUCCAUUGUCUCCAGAAAAUAAAAAGAGCCCAAAAGGCAUCAGGAAAAUCUGGGGAAAAAUAAGAAGAACUCAGUCAGGUAACUUCCAUGCAGAUGAUUUAGGUUUGGCUGAAUUUCGAAGAGGUGGUCUCCGUGCAACAGCUGGACCUCGAUUAUCUAGAUCAAAGGAAACAAAGGGGCAGAAGAGUGACUACAAUGCCCCAUUUGCUCAGUGGAGCACUGAAAGAGUUUGUAACUGGCUUGAGGACUUCGGUCUUGGUCAGUAUGUCAUUUUUGCACGGCAGUGGGUGACUUCUGGCCACACGUUAUUAACAGCAACACCUCAGGACAUGGAAAAGGAACUAGGAAUAAAACAUCCUCUGCACAGGAAGAAAUUAGUUUUGGCCGUUAAAUCAAUAAAUACAAAACAGGAUGAUAAGUCUGCACAACUAGAUCAUAUCUGGGUGACACGAUGGCUUGAUGAUAUUGGCUUACCUCAGUACAAAGAUCAGUUUCAUGAAUCCAGAGUUGAUGGGAGAAUGUUGCAAUACUUAACUGUGAAUGACCUUCUCUUUCUGAAAGUCACCAGCCAGCUGCAUCAUCUCAGUAUUAAAUGUGCCAUUCACGUGCUGCAUGUCAACCAGUUCAACCCCCAUUGUCUACGUAGGAGGCCAGUUGAUGAGAAUAAUAUUUCACCUUCUGAAGUAGUGCAGUGGUCUAAUCACAGAGUGAUGGAAUGGCUCAGAUCAGUAGAUCUGGCAGAAUAUGCACCAAACCUUCGAGGAAGUGGAGUUCAUGGUGGCCUCAUUAUUCUUGAACCUCGCUUUAAUGGUGACACACUGGCAAUGCUUCUUAACAUUCCACCUCAAAAGACCCUCCUGAGACGCCACCUGACCACUAACUUUAAUGUGUUAAUUGGGCCAGAAGCACAACAAGAAAAAAGAGAAAUAAUGGAAUCUACAGCUUACACACCUCUGACUACCACUGCUAAAGUUCGGCCAAAGAAACUUGGAUUUUCACAUUUUGGAAACCUAAGAAAAAAGAAAUUUGAUGAAUCUACAGAUUACAUUUGUCCUAUGGACACAAGUCCAGGUGCAACUAAUGGUACUCAGAAGAGCUAUGGUGGAUACAAAGGACUUAAUCAACUCACUGAUAGGGAAUUGGACAAACUGGAUCAGUUACUGACUGAUUUUACAGAUGGAACAUUCAGAAGGAACAGUAAUGCAAAUAGGGGUGCUCUCUCAAGGCAUAAGCAACCUCACGGUAUGUACCAAUUUAUACUUGCUGUAAAGUCACAAACUUAUCCUGCUAGAAUGCAGUGAAAGUUAAAGGACCAGCAGUCCUAUAGAGUAAGUGUUCCAGUGUUCAUGUUAUAGACUCCUUAUUUACAGCCUACUUACAUAUCCAUACUUCAAAAAAUCUUUAUUUUUAAAUAAGUUGUCAGUCCUCUAUUCAUAGUGGAUGGCCUAAGUUGAACUUAAGUGGUGCAUAGUCUCCACUUAUUCUGCUCACCCUCUGAAAAUGGGUGAGUUUUGCCCACAGUAAAUUAGUGUCUAUACCUGAUAAAAAACAAUGGAAAAAUUGAAAAGUAAAUAAAUAAGCAAUUGCUGUCCCCUGCUCCCUUAGAUAGAGUUCACUUUACUGAAGCAGUAUGGAUUUGAUUCUGUAUCUAAUAUAUAGAAUCACAUAACGUGUAAAAUUAAUGGCUGCAUUGGUGCAGCUGAUUUAAGUAGAUUAACUCAUUCACUGGAAAGCAAAAUGGAUGGUCAUGUAACGUGAAAGUAUUUUUAUCCACUAUGUCACCUACCUGUGAGACUCAUUGAUGCGGAUCAUCCCACUAUGUUACAUAUAAUCAGGUGGCCUGUAAUGCCUUAAAUAUUUAUAUCAUCAAAUAAGCUACAUCAAGACAGUAAAUUCCUGCUGUCAUGAAUCAGAUCUAAUUACAGUUGGAUUGCUUUGCCAUUGCUAUACGCAUCUAACUGAACAU
This is a messenger RNA of Chelonia mydas (Green sea turtle), 4049 nucleotides long. RefSeq names its product PPFIA binding protein 2 (gene PPFIBP2). The coding region runs from base 298 to 3384 and encodes 1028 amino acids. Gene Ontology annotation, biological process: neuromuscular junction development. Lineage: Eukaryota; Metazoa; Chordata; Testudines; Cheloniidae. Gene Ontology annotation, cellular component: presynaptic active zone. The record is from RefSeq and is a predicted model, not a curated record. Gene Ontology annotation, molecular function: protein binding. The transcript is spliced from 29 exons.